This is a messenger RNA of Morchella importuna, 3306 nucleotides long. RefSeq lists its product as uncharacterized. The transcript is spliced from 11 exons. Gene Ontology annotation, molecular function: ATP-dependent chromatin remodeler activity; ATP binding. Gene Ontology annotation, cellular component: cytoplasm. Lineage: Eukaryota; Fungi; Ascomycota; Pezizomycetes; Pezizales; Morchellaceae. Bases 1 to 3306 code for a protein of 1101 amino acids. The record is from RefSeq and is a predicted model, not a curated record.
AUGGCUUCCCUGAAUACUUCUCAAGAAGCCCUUCGCGAUAACAUUCGAUUCUGCCAGCAGCAAAUGGAUACACACAACCUUAACGACCCAAGACAACAAGAAUGGGGAAACUCAAUGGGAGAAAUGAAAGACCAGCUGAUGGAUUCAUCAGGUCAAGGAAGCAGCGGGAGUGGAGAUUCUAGUCCAUCAUAUGGAAACCUGUCGUUGGGACACGGCGAUCGUGGGAGGAAACGAGAUAGAGACCAGGAUCCGGUCGAGCUUCAGUAUCUUGGCAUUCGUGAAGCGAAGUCACAGAAGACUACACCGAGUCCAAUCCCCAUGGCACUACCGGGGAUUAUGGAUACUGGAAAUGGGGGGAGCUCGUAUGGGUAUCUUCCGCGACUAAGGGAUCCUGGGUUAUCUCUAUCUCGGUCUGCGCCAAAUUUAGUCAACCUCAUUGACCGAGAGAAUGAGAUAGGGCGAAUUUCAAGCAAUAAUCUGCAGGAAUCCCAGCUGUUCAGGCAUAUGCAGCCGUCACAUGUUGUGUUACAACAAUCACAAUGGUCUCCUAAAGAUAUAGAUAAUGAAAGGUCUAGGAAUUCGAAGGCGGCCGACGAGGAAAUAGCCAGGACCCUCCAAGAUCUUUAUAAUCCCGAAUACUCUUCAAGUGAUUUCGGGGAACCCGGUCGUUCAGAACAGGUUGCGGAUUCUCCCUUUUCUUCGCCACUGAGACCUGCUAGAAGCCAGAUGUAUCCCUAUGUUCAGCCUUCAAAUUCUAUCGCCCCCCAAAAUCGGCAAAUUAUUGAAGUUGAUGAUGACGAAAAUGAUAACGAAAAUGGUUAUUACCCAAACGGGGACUUACGGCUACCGCCCAUGCGAACAAACGGAACAUAUGAACCACAAAGAAAUACUGAUAUAACCAGCUACCAGGCAGGUCGAUGGGGACUUUUUGACGAAGAUUUCGACGACUAUGAUUUAGAACCGAUUAUCAAUGAUCCAUCACUAGCAAUCGUGGACAGUCAGGGAAAUUUGCUUCAGGAUUUGGGUAAACAGUAUAUAAAUGAUGACUGGCUUAUACCUAAUUCUCAGUCUCGUUUCAAACCCGAAAUCCAUAGGUACAUCGACCACAUCCGCCACGAUCCCACCAAAAGUUUAGAUGAGAUCAAGACCCUGAUGGAAAAUAUCCGACCCGACAUGGAAAUACCCCCAGAGGACCGCGAGGGGACUCCUCCAGAGAUGACCUAUCCGCUUAUGGAGCAUCAAAAGCUUGGCUUGGCUUGGUUGAAGUCAAUGGAAGAAGGAAGUAAUAAGGGCGGAAUCUUGGCGGAUGACAUGGGCCUUGGGAAAACGAUACAGGCACUAGCACUCAUGGUUUCCAGAAAAUCUACCAACGAGGCUAGGAAAACUACGCUGAUCCUAACACCUGUUGCACUAUUGAAACAGUGGGAGAGAGAGAUUAAGGUAAAACUAAAGCCUGAAAAUAGCUUGAAAGUUUGUAUCCAUCAUGGCACUAGCAAAAAGGCCAAGUCUUUUGCAGACCUUGCAAAGUUUGAUGUUGUUCUAACCACCUUCGGAACCGUUGAGAGCAAGUGGUAUAGGGUCAUUAUUGAUGAAGCUCAAUGCAUUAAGAACAAAGACACUCAGUAUGCGAGGGGCUGCUGUUCCAUUGAUGCCGAAUAUCGACUUUGCUUGUCCGGAACUCCAAUGCAAAACAGUUGCGAUGAAUUAUUUUCACUCGUCAGGUUCCUCCAGAUCAAGCCGUAUAAUGAAUGGCCUGAAUUCUCAAAGAACUUCUCGAAACCGCUCAAGGGCAAAAACGAGUUCUCUAUCACUACAGCGAUCAGAAAGUUACAGGCACUGAUGAAGGCAAUAUUGCUUCGCCGGACAAAAUCGUCAAUGAUUGAUGGCAAACCUAUCCUCACACUGCCGGAAAAGACAAUCGAGAUGGUGCAUGCCGUUUUUAGCCCGGACGAACAAGCCUUCUACCAGUCUCUCCAGGAUAAAUCGGUUCUUGCAUUCAACAAAUAUCUUCGCGCUAAUACUGUGGGAAGAAAUUAUUCGAACAUCUUGGUGCUUCUUUUACGCUUGAGGCAGGCAUGUUGUCAUCCGCAUCUUAUAAGGGAUGCCGAGAUGACGAAUAAUGAGCCGGUUGAUGAUAGAAUGGGUCAGCUGGCAAGAGAAUUAGCGCCAGAUACCGUGGCUAGACUCAAGGAUUUUGACGCGUUUGAGUGCCCAAUUUGCCUUGAUGCCGACGAAAACCCCUCAAUAAUUAUACCUUGCGGUCAUGCGUUCUGUUCCGAGUGUCUUGCCAGACUCCACACUCAGCAUCUAGACUCGACCAUGCAACAGGGCGAUGAGGAUAAGGGGGGGUGCAGAUGUCCUAAAUGUCGGGGCGAGAUAAAUGUGGACAAAGUGAUUAACCUGGCUACCUUCCGUAAAGUUCACCAACCAGAAACCUUAAAACCUGACGAUAGAGAUCAUAAUCCGGAGGAUGAUGACCUGAUUUUUGAUACGGAUGAAGAUGAAGAGGGGGAUGAAGAGGAGGAGGAGGAUGAAGAUCUUGCCGAUUUUGUAGUUCCUGAUUCAGAAGAAGGAACUGAUGAUGGUCUUGAAACUUCUGAUCGUAAAAAGCCUGCUAAGAAGGCUCUGAAGAAAAAGGAUGCUAAAGGAAAGGGAAAGGCGAAGGUGAAAGCCCCGCCAAGAACUCUCGCGGAGGUUAGAAAGGAUGCCAUGAGAAAUGCUAAGAGCAAGAGGCAAUAUAUGAAGCAUCUCCAGAAGCGGUGGAUAAGCAGUGCUAAGAUUGACAAAUGUGUCGAAAUUCUCGAAAGCGUUGAACGAAAUGAUCCAACGGAGAAGACGAUCGUUUUCAGCCAGUUUACAUCAUUAUUGGAUCUUAUUGAAGUGCCGAUUAGUGCUAGAGGCUGGAAAUACAGGCGUUAUGAUGGCGGAAUGUCGAGCACACAUCGCAAUCAAGCUCUCUUGGACUUUACAGAUAAGCCAGAAGUCAACAUCAUCUUGGUCAGCCUCAAGGCGGGUAACUCCGGGCUGAAUUUGGUUGCUGCAUCUCAAGUUAUUAUUCUGGACCCGUUUUAUAAUCCCUUCAUCGAGAGUCAGGCUAUCGACCGUGCACAUCGGAUCGGUCAACAGCGCCAGGUUUUUGUCCACAGACUUGUUGUAGAGAAGACAGUCGAGGAUCGUGUUCUUGCGUUACAAGAUAAGAAAAGAAAAUUGAUUGAGGGCGCUCUUGAUGAAAAUGCUUCCAAGGGCAUUGGCAGGUUGAAUUCGAGAGAUUUGGGAUUCUUAUUUGGUAUUCCAAUUCAUGAUUAA